Messenger RNA from Aureococcus anophagefferens, 1251 nucleotides. RefSeq lists its product as hypothetical. Gene Ontology annotation, molecular function: cysteine-type endopeptidase activity. The coding region runs from base 1 to 1251 and encodes 416 amino acids. The transcript is spliced from 4 exons. Gene Ontology annotation, cellular component: lysosome. Lineage: Eukaryota; Pelagophyceae; Pelagomonadales; Pelagomonadaceae. The record is from RefSeq and is a predicted model, not a curated record.
AUGGCCGGCGGCGACUACGAAGAGCUCGACGCGACGCCCGUGCGGCGGCGCGUGGUGACGUUCCUGGGCCUGUCGGGCCUCGUCGUGACGGCCGUCGCCGCCGUGACCGUGCCGAGCUCGCCCUUCGCCCUGGGCAAGUCGCUGAGCGCCCUCGAGGCCGUCGCGGUGACGAAGGAGUUCAAGCAGACGCUGGACCCGGCGACCUUCGCCAAGCUGAAGAGCGUCACCUACGGCACGCUCGACACGCGCGACCAGAAGAGCCUCUUCGACCAGUUCAUCGACGAGUACUCCAAGAGUUACGACACGACGCACGAGUACAACGACCGCUUCACGAUCUUCUCGAAGAACCUGAACUACAUCGACGCCCUGAACACGCAGAACCCGCACGCGCUCUUCGGCCUCAACGUCUUCGCGGACCAGACCGAGGAGGAGCGGUCCAAGCGCCGCAUGACUGACCCCUCCAUCACCAACUACACGCGCGUCGGCUGGGCGUCGGGCAGCGACUGCGCGGCCUGCAACCUGUACCCGGCCUUUGGGGAGUACGACAUGGGCAACCUCCCCGACGACUUCGACUGGCGCGAGCUCGGCGCGGUCACGCGCGUCAAGAACCAGGCCUACUGCGGCUCCUGCUGGUCCUUCUCCACGGCGGCGGACCUCGAGGGCACGCACUACCUCGCCACGGGCGACCUCGAGUCCUACGCGCCCCAGCAGCUCGUCGAGUGCAACACGAUGAACCUCGGCUGCGACGGCGGCUACCCGUUCGCGGCGAUGCAGUACCUGUCCCACUUCGGGGGCAUGGUGACCUGGGAGACCAUGCCCUACAAGAAGAUUGAGCUGCUCAACGAGAAGCUGGAGGACGGCGACGUCGCGCACAUCUCCGGCUGGCAGAUGGUCGCCAUGGGCGCGGACUACGAGUCGCUCAUGCGCGUGACCUUGGUGAAGAACGGGCCCCUCAGCAUCGCCUUCAACGCCAACGGCAUGGACUACUACGUCCACGGCGUCGACGGCGACGGCGACAUGUUCACCUGCGACCCGACGUCCCUGGACCACGCCGUCCUCGUCGUCGGCUACGGCGUCCAGCACACGGACGGCAACGGCAAGGUGCCCUACUGGGUCAUCAAGAACUCGUGGGACGACGUCUGGGGCGAGGACGGCUACUACCGCCUCGUCCGCGGCUCCAACGCCUGCGGCGUCGCCAACAUGGUCGUCCACUCCAUCGUCAAGAGCACGACCGACGACGACUCGCGGUAA